AUGGUCGAACGGAAGCGAAAGAGUACGAUUACACAAUCGGUACAUACUAUCAAAGGUUACUACAGAUCGCUCGUUCCGGCAUACGAGAAAAUUACACGUACACACUUCGAUAAAGAACGAAGACAAAAUCCACUCAAGCACAUCGUCCAAGAACUCCCUCGAAAGUUUGGAUCGUCAACAGGCAAGAAGAGAAAAUACGACCUGACAGUCACCGACCUAGACAUUCCGACUCGAACUCUCUGGCGUAAUAAUGAGUACCAUGUGAAGCAUGACCGGAUGCGAGCUCAACUCACAUGGUUUCUCUUGCUGCACGCGUACACCGGUGCUCGGGCUAGCACUUUCAUCGAAGGAUACUUCCACAAGGGCACUGGGAAGUCUUUAACAAACAAGGACGUCCGAUUGCACGUCUAUUGGCGAGCGAACGGAACUCCUGGAUGGAUGCUUGAGCUCACUGAGCGGUAUACCAAAGCGAAACCCGAUCCUAUGGAGAACAGUAUGCGUGUAAUUAUGAAGGACAAAGAGGGCUUCCUUCGUGAUCCGGUCUUCUUUUUCCUAGCUCUCGCUUUCGUAGACGAGGCUCUUCUGGGUAUCGACUCUGUGGACCAAUUCUGGAUGAUUCGACCUUCAGGCAACAGAAAGCAAUUCGAUUUCCAAUGGAAUCCCACGGUCCUGGAUACCCCUGUCUUUCAAUUGACAGAUUCUACAGGGGGAAUUUCACAAGCGUGGAAUGACACCUCAAUGUAUUAUUUACUUAGGGGGUUGAUCCGGAUCGCCAGAUAUGAAGCGAAAUCUAUUACCGUUCAUAGCAUCCGUCGUGGCUUUGCCAGCUGCAUAGACAGCAGGAACAUAUCACUAUUGCGGAGCAUACGCAAGCGCUCAGUUACUUGGCAGAUGAUAGGUUCGGGCAAGAUUACAUCUCAACAAUAUCCGCUAUCGACGGUCAGGCUAUGUUCUUGGGGGAUAUUCCUGACGUAG
Molecule: messenger RNA, 975 nt
Organism: Letharia columbiana
Lineage: Eukaryota; Fungi; Ascomycota; Lecanoromycetes; Lecanorales; Parmeliaceae
Exons: 5
Coding region: 1-975 (324 amino acids)
Source: RefSeq, a predicted model, not a curated record